Yamadazyma tenuis ATCC 10573 is the source of this 1650-nucleotide messenger RNA. RefSeq names its product TFIIH/NER complex subunit (gene TFB1). Gene Ontology annotation, biological process: nucleotide-excision repair; transcription by RNA polymerase II; transcription by RNA polymerase I. Gene Ontology annotation, cellular component: transcription factor TFIIH core complex; transcription factor TFIIH holo complex. The record is from RefSeq and is a predicted model, not a curated record. Lineage: Eukaryota; Fungi; Ascomycota; Pichiomycetes; Serinales; Debaryomycetaceae.
AUGAUCUUGAAGGUUUUCUACAAAACUCCAGAAGAUGAAACUGAACAGGAUAUUCGGUUGACAUUCAUUAAUCGUCCCACCAUGAACAUUAUAAAGGAGGCGCUACAGACAGUUGUAUCGAGACAGAGAACUGUGGUUAAUGAAAAUGCGCCUGAUGAUAGAAGUACAGGAACAACUGGGACGCCGGUACCGCGUUCAGCUACUCCGUCUAGUGGUGCUAAUGCAGGUGACUUGAAUAUAUCUGCUGAAGGCUCAUUGUCGGAUCAAAGUUUACUUAAAAACCAUCAACUACAACAGAAAUUAUUGCUUGAAGACAAGAACUUGAGAAAUCUUUUCACCCAGUCAGUGAUUAACUUUAAGCUCUCCCCCACCAUGUUCUGGUCUACUCGACUCAGCUUACUCCGUACAUAUGCAUUGACUGUUUCCCAGCACAGAGGUCGUUAUAAUGUGCUAUCGACCAUCAAGCCAGUUGCAACAUCUGAUAACCAAGUUAAUGUCAAUGUGACCAGAACUAUAAUCAACGAAAUUUUUGAAACAUAUCCUAUUGUGCAAAAAGCUUUUAAUGAGCUAGUACCUAACAAGUUCCAAGAGGGCGAAUUUUGGUCCCGAUUUUUCAAUUCCAAGUUGUUUAGAAGAUUGAGAGGUGACAAGAUCAAUAAUAGUACAGAUAGGGGUGACCUUAUAUUGGAUAAAUACUUGUUUGUUGAUGAAAAUUACCUGGUGAACAAAGAUAGUGAAGCUGCUGAAUCUCAAGAGAAAGCCAAAUCUGGUAAGGUUCCAAAAGGUGUCGAUGAUCCAGCCAUUAAUAUGUUCAUUGACCUUAGAAGUAAUGAGAUGGACAACUCGGUGAAGAUGGGAAAUGCUCCAGACUUCACUAUGAAGUUUGAAAACGAUAAGUCCAAUGAAAUGAUUAUAUUGAUGCAAAACAUGAAUAAAUUGAGCUCCAAGGUGAUUAACCAAGUUGCUGAUGAUAAGCGGGAAGAGCCUACAACUGAAGAAUAUGAACAAGAGUUGAAUUUGCAUGAUUUGAACGAGUCCACCAAUUUGAAGUAUAUCGAUUUGAAAAUAAACUCCUCAAUUGCUGAUACAAGCUCCUACAAAGAAAAUGUGGAUGUUCAUCUGCUCAAUGAGUAUUUUCAGAGACAAACUGUACAGCCUUCAAUUAAAGGAAUAAAUUUAAUUGACAACUAUAGUUCCAAAGACAUUGAUGACUCUUACGAUGAGAUCAAUAAAUUGAUAAGGACCAAUCGUCGGACAUUCCUGUUGGUCAAUAAAUAUGGUAACCACAAUGAUGUCUCAUUAUUAUCAAAUGAACUUGUUGAAGGGCUUCUCAAUAUGAAUUUGACAAUGAAUGAGUUUCUCUCCCAUUUUUGGAAAAUUUUCCUUAAUGAAAACAACCCAGGAAAUCUUAAGAAGUUAUUCACUAGCUUGAAAGAGUGUAAAAAGAAGUUUCUUGAAUUGGACCAACAAGCUAUCGAACAGAUUACUCAAAAGGUUAUGGCCGAGAAGAAAGACAAGGUCAUCGACGAUUUGAAGUUUAUGAUGAGUCCAAUAUUCAAUGCAUUGGACAAGGCAUUGGGAGAGUAUGUUAAAGCCGUAAGAGAAGUCAAUGAAAAUGGUAAAAGACCAUUUGAUCAAACCGAAGCAUAA